GCGAGGUAUCAGCGAAUGGAUGAUGGACUUGCAGAGAGGAAGAGCAUAAUCAGCACUAAGGAAGGUCAGGAAAUGCGGUUGCAGAAGGAUUUCGUGUUCAAUUGUCGGCAGCAUGAACGGGCGUACUCUACCCUGUUGUCUAUGCAUGCAGGGAGGUGGUGCUUUAUGGAGCUAAGUGGACCCCCUUUCCUCAUUUAAGGGGGUUAAAGGGGACCCCUUUUUUCAGCUAAGGCUUUAAAGUGAACCCCCUUUUUUUCAGCUAGGGGGUUAAAGUAAAGAGGACCCCUUUUUUUGGGGUUAAAAUUGCUGCAAGCUAUCGGGAUCGAAAGCAACGGUAGCGCGACAUCUGUCUAUACAUGCAGGUCCUUAGACGACGAGAUCGGAGGAGCUGGCGUCUCAACGAGGAAAUCAUGAUGGGACACAUAGUAUCACGGUAUCAGAUUCAGUGCAAUUUGUUUCACAUACCCUCCGGAUGGACCUGCUCGUGGAGAAUACCGACACGUCAGCUUUGUGUGGCGCUCCUGUUGCUGAUGUGGCAGCAGGGACAGGUGGCAGCAUCAAAAGCAGGUGAUGAAGGGAACAAGAUGGCAAUCAGAUAUCUGCUGGUCGCCGUUGUCUCCAUGCUUGCGGUCCUACUGGUUCUCGUCAUGAUUCUCGUCUAUGUCUGUUAUCGCCGGAUGGGCUCGGGUUUCAACAUGAAGACCACAGACCAAUUACCUACGCAGGCGGCCAAACCACUUUAUCAAGCCCCAGCUGGUACAGCCUCAAGUCCAAACACAGGCACCUUCUCCCAAAGUUCUGUGCGCCUUCUCUCACAGCCUGGUCUCAGCAAAGCGGCCUUAAACUUCACCAAGAUCGUCGGUUCGAGCGGGAAGGCUGUCGUAUACAGGGGAUCUCUGAAGGACCACGGCGAGGUGGCGAUAAAGCUACUAUCAAACCCGGUCAAGUCCGAAAGGUUUCAGGUGAGUGAGCAUGCCUGCACUAUAGACUUUGCGCGCGAGAUCGUCACCCAUAUUGGGGGUGAAGUCAGGCAACUUAGGGACAACGUAGGGAAAUUCUGUGAGGGCGCUAUCGAGGGCGCCAAAGCCAUAGCCGUUGUAGAAGGCGAGGCCAGACCUCGCAAGGACCCAGUUAAGCUUAAAUUCCCGGAUGCUUAUGGAGGGAAGAAGGAAGAGAACUUUGACAACUGGGAAGCCAGUGUCAAUAGUUAUAUAUAUAUGCAGCGCAUCCUGAUAGAAGAACAAGUCCUUGUGGCCUUCGAGGCCCUUAAGGAUGAGGCGGCUAGUUUUGCCAGGUCCCUUGCGCGUGCAGCCGGUUGUGAAGACAACCUGGUUGCAUAUUCAAAAGUCACCCCCCUUUCUCAAUUCCUCAAGCUCCUGAAGGAGCGGUUUGCAGACCCAACGAGAGGCGUUUGCGCCUCUGAUAAGAUGCAAACGAUCCACUCACGACAGUGGCGGAGUGCCAGGGGACUCAAGGGUACCAUGGACGACUUGGUAGCCGUCCCGGACCAUGGGGUCACUGAGACCCAGUUGGUCCAGUUAUUUUAUAGUGCCAUGCCAGAGACCCUACGUGGGCAUUUCUUUGACAAGUCUCAACAGGCCGACAUCACUUAUGAUGCAUUGAGUAGAGAAGUCGUCCUGUAUGAGUCGAAGUCCAUGCCAGUUACCACUUUCUGGCACAGGGACUUAGAUAAGGGAAAAAAGUGGAAAGGCCGUACCAUCUCAGGCCAGGUGAGGGCCAAGGAUCACAUGAUCCUUACGUUAGAGGAAGGUGGUACUGUUGAGGUCCCAUACAGUCAGAUUGAGUGGGGCCUAGAGGAGGAGGACUGUGGUGUGGGACAGGGGAGGCCUUAUGCUGUUGUCGCGGCUGGAGGGAGGCCGCAAGGUAGAGGAGGAGGCCAGGGCCAAAGGGGCCAGGCCAUGGGAGGCCGAGGACCGGGCGCACAAGGGGUUGGCGGACAGGGAAACCGCCAAGUGGGAGGUAGGGGUCAAGCCCCCCCGCCAAAUCGCCAAGGUUCAAAUUGGUCCCUGCAGCGAAGAGGUGGAAGGGCACCUCAAGGAGGAUUGCACCCAGGCUUGCCACAGGGCAGGCCCUGGGAGGACUUGGGCUUGGACCAGGGGUUAUGGCAGGAACGCGUGAACUUAGAUAACACCUUGGCACACUCCUGUCUCAGUGAUCCCACGUUUGCGCGACUAGUAAAGAAGGAGCAGUUGGAAGACCAGGUCUUUGUAGUUUAUGUUAGACCUGCCACUGAGGCUAAGGAAGAAGUGACUUCCACAGAUCCAACCAUAGCCAAGCUGUUGGAAGAGUUCAAAGACAUAACUGAGUCGCCGACAGGAGUAGUGCGGCGACCCAUCCAGCACAGGAUAGAGAUAGAGCCUGGUAGUAGAACUCCUAAGGGAGCAGCCUACAGGAUGUCCCCUAGAGAGUUAGAGGAGCUUCGCAAGCAGUUAGACGAAUUCCUUGAGAAAGGUUGGAUCAGGCUCAGUUCGUCUCCUUUUAGAGCACCAGUUUUGUUUGUCCCCAAGAAGGAAGGAGAGCUGAGAACGUGUAUAGACUAUAGGGGUUUGAAUGCUAUCACCGUGAAGAAUGCUGAGCCGCUGCCCAGAAUAGACGAUUUCCUAGAUCGGGUGCAGGGUUGUAAGUAUUUCUCCAAGAUAGACGUGAAGUCCGGUUAUCAUCAGAUAGAUGUCCAUCCUGAUGACCAAUACAAGACUGCGUUCCGGACUCGUUAUGGGCACUAUGAGUUUAUAGUGAUGCCCUUUGGAGUAACCAACGCGUCAGCGACCUUUCAGCGUUGUAUGAAUGACCUGUUUAGACCAUGGUUAGACAAGUUCCUGGUAGUCUACUUAGAUGAUAUCUUAGUUUUUAGUAAGACCCUCCAGGAGCACCAGGGUCAUCUGAGGCAGGUCUUGGAGAAGCUAGGAGAGGCUAACUUCAAGAUCAACGCGAAGAAGUUUCACAGCGCACUGCUGUUGCCACGUGGCACUUCGCCUAAUAAAGAACUCCAACGAAAUAGGGAGGAGGAGGAGGAGAAAGGAGGAGGACGAGGAGGUGGAGGAGGAGGAGAGAAGAAGACGAAGGGAGGAGGAGGAGGAGAGAAGAAGACGAAAGGAGGAGGAGGAGGAGGACGAGGAGGACAAGGACGAGAGAAGAAGAUGAAAGGAGGAGGAGGAGAAGAAGAGGAAGAGGAGGAAAGGAGGAGGAGAGGAAGAAGAAGAAGACGAAAGGAGGUGGAGGCGGAGGAGAGGAAGAAAAAGAAGAAGAGGAAGGAAGGAGGUGGAGGCGGAUACACCACGACGGGACAGGACCUUGACAGGCGGCGACGAUGGGGAGGGCUGCUCGACGGGGCAGGUCGACGGGGAGUGAUGACGCGUGGGCUUCAAGACGGCAGCAACGGCGACAACGACCGACGACGGGGCACCUCGAUGACGACGACGGGGCACAGCUCGAUGGCGACGAUGGGGCAGCUCUACGAGGAGCGACGACUGGCGAGCUUGGAGACGGCAGCAACGGUGGGCUUCGGAAAUGCAGCGAUGCAGCGAAGCGGGGAAUACUGCAUCUUACAAGACUUUGGGAGACUGGAUCACCCGAACGUGGCCAAGCUGAUUGCGGUCUGUAAUGAUGGCAUGCAAGCGAUCAUCUACGAGUUCGUUCCAAACCACCCGCUUCGCUAUCAUCUGCAGGGUGAGCAAACCCAGGCCCGUCUUAUCACUUGGGGGUUGCGAAUGAAUAUCCUUCUUGGCACAGCAAAAGGGAUCCACUACUUGCACACACAGGCCUGGGUGAGGGUCAUUCAUGGAGGGAUCACGACCGCGAACAUCCUGCUGGACUCAAAUAUGGUGCCCAAGUUGAGCGAUAUCGGGGUCGCCCAGCUCUUUGUGAGAGACAUGCCCGCAGACAGCCUUGUGGGGACAGAGUACCUAGACCAAGACUUUUACAGGGGUGGUCAAGCGACAACGGAGAGUGAUAUCUAUAGCUUUGGGAUAGUCAUGCUUGAAACGGUGUCGGGGCAUGGGCCGAGGGUGCCCAAGGCAGGAACGCCUUCUUCGACAGAUUCCAUUCUAGCUUGGGCCUCAAAAAAAAUCAACAGUGAGAAUGUGAAGGAUGUGGUGGAUGUCAGGUGCCCAGACCGCGAUCGCGUCAGCGUCGACAAGGUGAGGCAGUUGGUCGCCUUGGCGCUGCAAUGUUGUCACGAGUCGAGGGCUCAAAGACCGAAGACGGUGGAAAUUGUUGAUGCACUGGAGAGGAUCAUGGAGUGAAAGUUAAGGCCAUCUUUGGUACUACACUCUGUUUGACGAUAUAUAUAUAAAUAUAUAUAAAUCAUAUUAUGUUGGAGGAUGUAUAUAUAUAAAUAUAUAUGUUUGACGAUAUAUAUAUAGUCAAACAGAGCUGCCCGGUAAACCGUAGGCAGAGAGGGACAAAAGGGAGAAGAGGACAACAACGAGAGAGGGGCUGUGACAACGAACUGUUUCGUCGGAGUUUCACCGACUUAUCGGUAGGCUGAACCCUAAACUCCGACGAAACGGUUUGUCACAGCCCCUCGUUUGUUGUCCUCUCCUCCCUCCCCUCCCUCUCUGCCUACGAUUUACCAGCCAGCUCUGUUCGACGAUAUAUAUAGCCUCUCCUGAUGAGUCGGUGAAACUCCAAUGAAACAGUUUGUCACAG
Messenger RNA from Chara braunii, 4668 nucleotides. The record is from the annotation of a GenBank genome assembly. Lineage: Eukaryota; Viridiplantae; Streptophyta; Charophyceae; Charales; Characeae.